Molecule: messenger RNA, 888 nt
Organism: Cryphonectria parasitica EP155
Lineage: Eukaryota; Fungi; Ascomycota; Sordariomycetes; Diaporthales; Cryphonectriaceae
Exons: 3
Coding region: 1-888 (295 amino acids)
Cellular component (GO): Prp19 complex; catalytic step 2 spliceosome; post-mRNA release spliceosomal complex
Source: RefSeq, a predicted model, not a curated record
AUGCCUCCAGCAAAGAAGAGAAAGACAGCUGCCAAGGCAGCCGGCAAGAAGAAAAACCACGUCGUGACAGCAUCGCACUCAGAACCCGAGCCAGAGCCUACGGCCAAACAACCCACCCCACCACCAAGCACCACUCUCGCAGACCGCAUGGCACGCUUCCGCGCCUUACAAACCCGCGCCAAGACCUCCUCAGCCUCGAACCUAACAGCCGCCCAGACAGAGGCCCACCGCCUCGCGAACGACCCGGCGCAGCUGUCGGCCGUGCAGCGGCGGUCGGCGGUAGCCUCGCACAAGCUGCUACGCGCAGACGUGGAGGACGCAGGCGGGGACUUUGAGCGCAAGCGGGCGUGGGACUGGACGGUCGACGAGUCGGAGCGGUGGGACGAGCGGCAGAAGGAGCGCGCGGCGCGGCGGGACGACAAUGCCUUUAAAGACUACCGGCAGGAGGCUGGAAAGGUGUACGAGCGGCAGGUGCGGAACCUGGGCGGGCCCGACCUGGAGCGGUAUACGGCCGACAGGAUGCGGGCUGUCGAGGAGGCUGCGCGGCGGGGCACGCUGGAGAUUGUCGAGACGGAGGAUGGGGAGAUGGUUGCUGUGGACAAGGACGGAACCUUCUACGGGGGCGGUGGUGGGAGUGGGGAUAUCAUCUCGAGCUUCGCCGACAACAAGCCCGACAAGAAGGCUGUGGACCGGCUGGUGGGUGAGAUGAAGAAGGCUGAAGAGGUCGCGGCUAAGAAGAGGAAGGAGAGGGCUGCUAGGAACGGCGACGAUGCGGAUGUCACGUACAUCAAUGACAAGAACAAACAAUUCAACCAGAAGCUGGCACGCUUCUACAACAAGUACACGGCAGAAAUCAGGGACAGCUUCGAGCGUGGUACAAUGAUCUGA